Messenger RNA from Morchella importuna, 756 nucleotides. RefSeq lists its product as uncharacterized. Bases 1 to 756 code for a protein of 251 amino acids. NCBI's taxonomy places the organism in Eukaryota, Fungi, Ascomycota, Pezizomycetes, Pezizales, Morchellaceae. The record is from RefSeq and is a predicted model, not a curated record. The transcript is spliced from 4 exons.
AUGGCCGACGCUGACAGCGAUUCGAAUUCGACCGUUGAGCUCCACCGUGACGAUGAUUUGGCCCUUGAGCUAGAGCGCUUUGGGGACCGUAAUAGAGGCGCUAGGGGUCAUUCGAAUACCUCUCUCCUGUCCCAGGAAGUCCACGACUACGGUAGUGUUUGUAUUGACAGCGUCCGGCUACCGUUUCUUGCCGAUUCAAUAAGACAAGAUGCUGUUUACCAUUACGGGUGCAUCAAAGAAUUGCAGUCACCAAAAAACCCUGAUACUGGCAGUGGUAGCGAGAGCUCCGUUAGCGGCUCUAUAGUUCUUGUUGAAUCCUACAAAGAGAUGGAGGCGGAGCGUCUUCGCAGUUUAACAAUAUUUCGGGAUCUAUUGCUGGCCGACCUCACAAGCCUGCUUGACAAGAUCCAGGAGCUAGAAAAUAAGCUUCUAGGAAGGAAAGAACGAUAUCAGAUAGCCAGCAGGAUACAUUGUGGACUAGGUCUUGGGCUUGUGGAGAUUAGAAAGAUUUGCACUAUCUUCACCGCGAUUGGCGUAUACACCUUGUACAUGUUACAUUCUGCGCAUAGGUAUAGAAAGGCCAUGGCCUCUACUUCUAAUAUGAGAAAGGAAAUAGCUAGAUUUGUCCGCAAGGUUGAGAAGAAGCAACUUUUGGUUGAUAAGGAUAUCGAGGGUUUGAAGGGAGCAAAAUGGGAUGAGGUGCCAUGGAAAGAGGUGGAGACUGAGCCCUCGUGGAAAUUGCUGUCGGGCUUAUAA